UGAGCCGUGCUGGUAAACCAUUUCCCAUGACCAAGGAUCAUGUUGCCAGCUGUCCGAAGGAAAGAGAGCGCGUAAUAAAAGCUGGAACUGAAGUAAAAUGGCAAAUAGAUACGUGGCGUGUGGGUACAGCUGCUCUUCAGGUCACAAGGUCAAUUGGUGAUGAUGAUCUCAAGCCAGCAGUCACAGCACAACCUGAGGUUAUUGAAACUGCUUUGUCAGAUGAUGAUGAGUUCCUGGUGAUGGCUAGUGAUGGCCUGUGGGAUGUGGUAAGCAACGAGGAUGUGCUGUCAAUAAUCAAGGACACAGUAAAAGAGCCUGGAAUGUGCUCCAAGAGGCUGGCUACAGAGGCUGCAGAGCGCGGCAGCAGCGACAACAUCACUGUCAUCGUUGUGUUCCUUCGCCCUGUCUCCACAGCUGAGCGAAUAUACUGAGUGACCACCAAAACUCUUGCUCAUGCUAUCAGCUCACUAUUUUUUAGUUAAAUUUACAUCGGUACAGAA
Messenger RNA from Panicum virgatum (switchgrass), 500 nucleotides. Its product is annotated as protein kinase and PP2C-like domain-containing protein. Gene Ontology annotation, molecular function: protein serine/threonine phosphatase activity. Gene Ontology annotation, cellular component: nucleus; cytosol. The transcript is spliced from 4 exons. Gene Ontology annotation, biological process: protein dephosphorylation. NCBI's taxonomy places the organism in Eukaryota, Viridiplantae, Streptophyta, Magnoliopsida, Poales, Poaceae. The record is from RefSeq and is a predicted model, not a curated record. Bases 27 to 431 code for a protein of 134 amino acids.